AUGAAAAUCUUGACUGUUGUGCUAUUGCCCGUCCUUGUCAAUCCUAGUAGUUCAACCGCAAUCAACAUGUGUAGCACCAUCCCUGCAAUCAACAUAUGUGCACUGUCCCCGGUCAACCCGGGUAUUUCAGCUGCAUUCAUCACUCCUCCUGGGAAUCUGAGACUAUAUGUACCAAUAGCAUCUCUAUCAUACUUAGUAAAAGAGGUAGCCUUCUCCUGGUGCAUUGCACUGCCCCAAGACCGUCUGUGCUCGCCCGAUGAGGCAUUUUUACUAUUGAUCCGGAUCAUCGAUACCCGCUAUCUUACCUCCUCGGGGGGGCCUCGUCUACUUCGAGCCCGCAGUGCACUCUCUCUUGUGCUCCGAAUCAUUGGACUGGUCGUUGCCGCCAGGGCUAGGGGUCUGACGCCGGCCUUGCGAAUUGGUCAUAUAGCGGUCAGCCAGUCAGAAGUUAGACUUUCGCACAGUCAGCGAGCAGGAUUGGAAUUUAGCGGAGGAGACAGAAAUGCCAAGAGUGGGUCAUUUAAAUCUAUGUGUGAAACUGGGCACAGCCUCUAUCUCCCUGCAUCGAGUGAGAUACCCGGGCGACUAUUGGGGAUCGUGUUGCGAUACUGGGAGGAUGAAGAGACUUUUCGACGGAGUUGGUCUGUUUACCCUGCUGAAGAUUAUCCUUAUAGGAGGGGGUCGUUUAUCACUAAAGGAGAUGAAUUGGCAACUUGA
Molecule: messenger RNA, 717 nt
Organism: Aspergillus niger
Lineage: Eukaryota; Fungi; Ascomycota; Eurotiomycetes; Eurotiales; Aspergillaceae
Exons: 5
Coding region: 1-717 (238 amino acids)
Source: RefSeq, a predicted model, not a curated record